Messenger RNA from Panicum hallii, 822 nucleotides. RefSeq lists its product as uncharacterized. NCBI's taxonomy places the organism in Eukaryota, Viridiplantae, Streptophyta, Magnoliopsida, Poales, Poaceae. The record is from RefSeq and is a predicted model, not a curated record. The coding region runs from base 1 to 822 and encodes 273 amino acids. The transcript has 4 exons.
AUGUCGGCGUUCAGAUUACUUUCAAUUUCGCACAAGAGGAGGGUAUGCCUUGAAGCUGAAGCUACUCAUGCAGCUGUACUGGCGAUGACACGACGUGUGGUUGCUCCUAGAUGGGGUGGUUCUGUCCCCAUGCACCGUGUAAUUCGGAGAGACAGGGAUGGUGCCUGGGCGGAGCUUGUGAGGCGUUACUUCGCGCCGGAGCCUUUGUUCGAUGACGCCACAUUCCGCCGCCGUUUUAGGAUGAAAAUAAGCUUGUUCGACAUGAUCUUUGAGAGACUUGCUGAGAAGAGUGAGUAUUUUCAUCAGAAAGCCAAUGGUUUAGGAUGUAUGGGAUUCCAUGGAAAGCAUAAGUGCGUUGUGGCCAUGCGGAUGCUUGCGUAUGGAAGUAUAGCCGACGCACUUGAUGAUGGUUAUGCCAUGGCCGAGAGCACCGUUUUGGAGUGCGUCAAGGAGUUUGCAAGCACUGUCAUUUCCGUGUUUGAGGAAGACUAUCUGCGACCACCUAAUCAGGCCAAGUAUGACAUGGCAUACUACCUAGCUGACAAGAUAUAUCCUGAGUGGGCGACGCUGCAAGCUAGUAGAUUGUGGAGACCGCAUGACAUGAACACAAUUAUGCGGGCUUGUAUCAUUCUUCACAAUAUGAUCAUCAAGUCCGAGCGGGACAUGGUCCUGGAUGAGAACGAGUUUCGUGAGCCCACUGAUCAGCCAAUUCCAAGAGAGAGGAACAUUGCCGAGAUCAAUGCUUUGAUGGCUGCAUACCACAAGAUCCAGGACAAGCCUACAUCCCAGCGCCUCCAGCAGGAUCUCAUCGAACAUCAUUAG